AUAAAACGUGAUUAUUUACUGAAAACAAAUCCUAAUUCUUCUGCCAAAAUAUAGUUCCCCAAGGUAGCACACUGGUUGUCAAGCAACAGCGGCGCACUAAUACCAGAGACGUCAAACUAGUGCCGCGCAGGACAGACAGGAGUCAGUUCACAAAAAAAAAGAAAAGUGUGCGUUCACGAUUCAACUGUUCAUUCAGUAGCUAUGCCACUCAGGGGGCUGUCCACGGAGGAACUUUUACAAAAGUUGGUGGUGGAAGGAGGAAUCCAAAUUUCAGAAGAGGAGGCUCAGAAAUUUAGAGACAAUGAUGUGGAUGGAGAGACAGUAGACUGCGGACUCACAGAAAAUAUGAUUGCAUAUCUCUUUGACAAGUCUUUCAAAAAGCAGCUAAAAUUCAGAGACUUCACACACCGCAACAAGGAGGUCACCGUUACUUUGGAAGUGGUCAACCCAGAACAACAAACAUGUGAAGCUUCUGUGUCCCCAGCAAACCAGAGGUGGUUGGAAUCUACUUGCCACAGACUGCCUGCAGUCAUUUCCAUUCCACAAUUCCCACAAGAUGUCCAGAGCCGCUUAGAUGCUAAAGAACCGGUCCACAAGGAACAAAAGUACCGUAACAAAAUAAUUGGGAAUCUGUAUGACAUGCUGUCACAGUGUACAAUGUAUCCAACCAACUCGGACUACGUUCAGAUCGUUAAAGCGUUAAUUGGGAAGUACCCUUUCUUAAGGGAUGUACACGGGAAUGGUUAUCAUACCUGGCACAGCCAACUCAAGAGAAAAUUCAAAACAGAACGGGCUCCACUAAUCAACAAUGAGGAAGUAAAACGGGUCAAAGAAAAGUUUCGGCAAGCAAGAUCACUGAAGACCCCAGAAGAAUCUACAUCCACAUGUCCAAAACGACUGAAGCCAUCUCUAGUAAGUCCCCUCAAUCUCACAAAAGCUAAGGCAAGAUCACAUUGUUAUAUUGUGUACAUAUGA
Molecule: messenger RNA, 975 nt
Organism: Gasterosteus aculeatus aculeatus (three-spined stickleback)
Lineage: Eukaryota; Metazoa; Chordata; Actinopteri; Perciformes; Gasterosteidae
Source: RefSeq, a predicted model, not a curated record